CUAUCGUGAGUCAUACUCUGUUUUAAUUAUUUAUAUCGCUUUUAUUCAAGCAUUAACAUCGGAGUUGAGAUUAGGUUUGGACGUGUGAAGUGCAUUUAUUAAAAAUCUCGGAUAACCCGUCUGUUCAAUUCACGAUGCACCUGUUACAAUAUUACUGGUUGGCGACAUCGUUAUUGACAGUUUUCGCUGCUAUCGAUGUGGAAAAAACAGUAAAACAAGUUCAAAACAUACUGCAAGCUAAUGCUCAGCUACCGCGUUUAUCCAGAGAAGAAAUAAUUGAAUUAUUAAAUAACAUUAGAGAUGAAGAUGCAAAAAGCAUAUCUUCAACAGAACGAUCACAAGAAAUUAAAACGUCCCAUAGCUUUGAAGAAAAUGUAACAAAUAUAUCAACCCAAAUACCAAAUAUAAAUGAUAAUGUCAUUAAUAACGAGAACGAGUUUGACAUCUCAUCACCUUCCAUCCUUACAACUGUUGCACCUACUACAUCUUCUGAAGUAAUUACUACGGCUAUUGAAAGUACGACGAAAAAAGGUGAACCAACAGUAAUGGUAGUUUUACCAUAUACACCUCGCGAUGGAUCAUCUUUGCAAGAGUUGUACACCCGCCCACCAAGAGUAGAAGUGGUACCAGUGUCAAAAGUUACAUCAAAUCCUAAUAAAUCAUCAAGUUUAAUUAAAAAAUUACGAGAUAAUAAUAAAACUUCUCAGGAUUAUAAAGAGAAAAAACGAGAUUUUCCGGCUGAGUUACAAGCGUUCCUUGACGAACAUGGUUUAAAAGGUACUCCGGGAAAUGAUCAUUUCCUGUUACCUUUAGAAGGGUUCAAGCCUCUACCUCCAGCUAAAGUUGUAGAUGGCUCAGUUCAGUUACCUGAAAAUAUUUUGCUGACUUAUGAUUUGAUUUCUUCAAACUCCGAUCAAAUACCUGUCAUUAAAAACUAUGACGAAUAUCCAUUGACACCAAAUUAUUUGAAAGAACCAUUUUACUCUGGCAUACCAUUUGAAUUGCAAACAUCGUCAUCAGAAAAUGAGAAAACUGUAUUACCGUUAGAUUUGCCAAAAAAUCGGAAAACAAAGUCAACAGACAAUAAACCAAAUUAUGACCCAAUAUCAUAUGACUCAGUCAAAGUUAUACCUUUACAACAAGGUAUUAAUCCAUUAGAUAGUGUAAUCGAUAAACUGAAUGCUGACAGUGAACCUAAUAAGAGACAAAUAAAUGCAAGUAUUGAAAUUUCUAAUAACGAAACUACCAAACCUAUUGAUGCGAGUGAUAAAGAUAUUGCGGUCACUACUGAUGCUGCCCAGUCCAUGGAUUCAGAAGCAGCUGAUACAGGGGCAUCUAUUACAGAUUUAGAAGACUCUUUUGGUGGUGCAGCACCAGAAAAACCGGGUGACUCAGAGUUACCUCCUCCAAAGAAAAAUGGAUUUUAUUGGAUGCUAGACUGGAAUAGUUUCCUAGAAGUAGGCGAUGGUGACACAAAAGUAAACAUUCGCUUUGAACCAAAAUUGGGUGAUCCACAAAUGUUUAUACCUGUAAAUGUUCCUUGAAAAACAAGCGUUGGAACAUUUAAGCAAUAUUGAUUCUAGUCUUACGGCUAAAAAUUAAAAUUUUACUGUACGUUAGACUUAUAGUGUUCAUUCCAUGUCUGGAAAGGUACUUGAUUUAUAUUUUUUUAUAUUAAUAAAAUUAAUAGGGUGUCACUAUAUUACACUUCGGAGUGUGUGACUGUAGUGGGAAUUAAUGUAAUUUAUUUUCUACGAAUUUUUAGUGAGAUUUUGUAAAUUAAGGUUGUAUUUACAAUAGUAAAAACUUUUUUAUACUCGUCAUAUAUUUCAAUACAAUGUUUGGGUUGGACGUAUCUAUACGCGAAAAAACCAUUCUGUGGUAUUCGGAUAAAGAAUAAAAUAUAUAUUUUUACGUUUACCUAUCAAUAGUAAUAAUAAUUCUGAGAAUUCUCUAAUGCCUUCUGGAAUAGGGAUACGAUUUGUAAAGGUCGCCUAUAUUCGUAUACGACUCAAUAGUUCAAUUACUGUCAUUUAUACUAUCGGAUCGUAUUCACUCGAUAGAAAUCUAACGUCUGUUGCCAGCCUUAGUAUUGUAUGUAACACGAUGUAUAAAUUAGUGUAAUAGAUUACACGGUGAAAUGAACCAUUGGAAUGUGAAAUAGGUCGAAGUUACCAGACCAAAACGAACAGAUUGAAAGUGAAUAUCAUAAUGUAAUUUAUAGUGAAAUACACAGUAUUUUUUGGUAAAUAUGAAUUUGAAUUGACUGUUUUGCAGACAAAUUAUUUAUCAAAUUUAUAUAUUCAGUACUAGUAUGAGUCUUUAUACACCAUUUAGUCCCCUUGUUCAUGGGAUAUGCUGAUUCCGGAUAACAAGAAGUUUUUGCUUUUCCUUAUUACAAAUAUUAUGUAUAUAUUAAAUUUCAUAAUAAUUGUGAGCCUCUAAGUUGGUAUAAGGCAACAAAUAAUUUAAGAAACUCACUUUCUCUAUAUAUAUUAGUAAUAAUUUAAUUUUUAAAAUUACUAAAAGUAAAUAUUAUAGAAAUAACCACAAGAGUUUAUAAAAAGAGUAAAAUAUAAGAUGGUAUGGCAGGUAGCUUUAAAUAUUGAUCCUGAAUUGAAAUAAGAGUAGUAUGUAACGUAAAAUUUAUAUAGUUAACCUGUAAAUCUAGUGAUUACGGACAAAAUCCUAAAAUUAAUCCAGCUUUAUAACUCAAGCUCACCAGAACCAAAUUAUUUCGUUAGUUAAAAUAAUACAAUAAAGUUACGUUAAUCCCUGAUACUCAGAGGAUACUCAAAGGAAGUUUAUCGAUUGUUGUUUGUUUGUAUAAGCUUUAUUGUACUCGUAUUCAUAGUUGAAAAAAUGGUUAUAAAGAGAAAAAAAGGUAAAACACACAGGUGGAGUCAUUUCUCGAAAGAAUUUGUAUCAACCACAUUGUUUCAGGGCACUAACAAAUAAUAUAUUGCUUUUAUAGAAAUAGUUGCACCCUUUUAUAAUAACAAAUAAAAUAUUGCAUUCCUACAAAAGCAAUAUGUUAUUUGUUAUUAUCAAAUGUAACAAAUAUAAGUGGAUUUAGAUCCGUAAUUAAACGGCUUUGCAAUCAUGAAGAAUUUCAUAUUUAUUAGUAAAAUCGCUAAACUGAUUUUAAAAAGAAUUAAUUGAAUGAAUGUGCGAUGUGACAUUUCAUAGACACAUUUGAACAAAUAGAUGUUUGCUAUACAUAUAUAGCUGACACGUGAUGAAAGAAAGUUAGAUUAGAGACAAGAACAGCACCGUGACACCACGGAGUAUAUGGUACUGCCCAUGUAUAUAGGGGACGGUUACCACUUUCCAUCAGGUGGGCCGUCAGCUUGUUUGCCAUUCUAAGUUGCGUAAAAUAUACACAUUUUACAAAACAGGCAUGUACCUAAAAUUAGGUUUUGCUUUGCUUGCUACAAUAUUUUGUAUUAUAAAAAAAAAAUGGAGACUUCAGUUGUGACAAUUUUAAUAUAACAGGACGAACACGGGAGCGAUUCAAAAUAAGUUUAGAAUUAGCCAAGAUUGAGAUAGAGAGCCCCUUGCUUUUGCAAUUUACUUAAAAAUAAUUACUUAAAUGGAAUGUUAAUGAGUCUUUGUUUCGAGUUGUAGCAGCAAACGGAUCCAGAACUUGAAGGUUUGUUAACUAGAUGCGGAUUAAUAUGCUAUUUACCUCCGUUCAAACGGAUUAUGUCACCUCUCUAGGAGCACUAUAACUAACACCUCUGCGUAUAUUAUAAGCAGUGUGUUCACAGCUGCUACACAAAAUUAGUCAGUAAUUCACAAACUUUGAAACUGUUGUCAACUAUUAUUAAGGAUUUCUGUAUAACAAACUUUAGAUUGGGAUUUUGAAACAAUGCGAACAGCAAUGUUUACCACUGUCAAUAGAAACAAACAAAGAAUUAUAUUAAAGCAAGUCAUAAUACGGAAUGAAAGUACGAACAGGAGUUGAAAAUAUAUGUUUUUUUUUUGUUUUUAAUUUAUAA
This is a messenger RNA of Galleria mellonella (greater wax moth), 4001 nucleotides long. RefSeq lists its product as uncharacterized. Lineage: Eukaryota; Metazoa; Arthropoda; Insecta; Lepidoptera; Pyralidae. The transcript is spliced from 2 exons. The record is from RefSeq and is a predicted model, not a curated record. The coding region runs from base 135 to 1544 and encodes 469 amino acids.